AUGAUGUCUCUACGUCAAACCUUGAGAUUCGUCGCUCCUGCUAGAAGGGCGUUCACUACUUCCAGAAUUGCGCUGCAAAAGCAGCAAUUGGUAAAAACGGCUGCGUCGCUGGCCGAAGUUGACGGCGCUAGCAGUUUAAUCGGUCCAGGUGCCAAACAGGGCGAAGUACCCACUGAUUUGGAGCAAGAAACCGGUCUGGCAAGACUUGAGUUACUCGGUAAGCUUGAAGGUAUCGACGUUUUCGACACCAAGCCUCUGGACUCGUCCAGAAAGGGAACCAUGGAGAACCCAAUUAUCGUCGAAACCUACGACGACUACCGCUACGUCGGUUGCACCGGUUCUCCUGCGGACUCUCACACGACUAUGUGGUUGAAACCCACGGUAGGCAAAGUCGCCAGAUGCUGGGAAUGUGGUUCCGUUUACAAGGUCAACGCUGUCGGUGUGCCCUCUGAUGACAACCACCACUAA
Messenger RNA from Lachancea mirantina, 468 nucleotides. Lineage: Eukaryota; Fungi; Ascomycota; Saccharomycetes; Saccharomycetales; Saccharomycetaceae. The record is from the annotation of a GenBank genome assembly.